UAUUGUGUGAAGUUAAUAUAAAUGCCGCGUAUUUUUUUUUUUUUUUUUUUUUUUUCAUGUCAUCUCAUCCCCAGCUUUUUCCGUAAUAAUCGAAAAAUUGAAGCGACAAAAAUUACCUACGAAAUAUAGCGAAACAAUCGUGCGUGAAAAAAAAAGACUAAAGGUAAAUUCCAUUUGCAGACCGCACCGAUGGUUUCUUUCCCACGUUAUUACGCGAAUAUUGUAUGCGCCCUGUCGAUCAAUUCUCCCGACACCUUUGAGAAAUUUUCGCUUUCGCGUGAAAUGCGUGCACUUCGCUACAAUUUACCCGAUAAUGUCGUAAAGACUAAGGGGGAAAAAAAUAAGAAAUGUGAAAUAAUCAAAUGGACCUUGAAGAAAGAGGGGAAAUGACUAUAAUAAUCAAGUGUAAGAAUCGGCUCGCAUCUACAGUCAGUUCUUUUGAGAUCUUCAAAGCAAAUGGAACAUUCCGAAGAGCAUUACUAUAAAUUCAAUCGAUUUCUUCUAUCGGUUAGCGGACUAUGGCCUUAUCAAAGCAAUUGGAGCGCUCGUUUAAUGAGAGUUGUUAUCUCGCUUUUCAUGCUGUCGUCUGCAUUCUUUCAGAUCGCGAGCAUGUUUACAUAUGACGUCACUAUGGAUUUUGUAAUAGAGGGGCUGCCAUCGAUUAUACUUACACUAGGUAAUCUGAGCAACUUGUACGCGCGUAUCAUACACAUUGCCAAAUAUAGAGAAUUAUUCGAUCGUAUAUCGAAAGACUGGGCGUUGCAAAAAACGUACGAUGAGAUCAAGAUUAUGCACGAGCAUGCUGAAAUCUCAAAAUUAUUCACAUUCUGUUAUAUGAGUAAGAGAAACAUUAAACGCUUUGUCUACAAAAGAAAAAGACAGGUAUCUCUGCCUGUGAGAUCGAGACUGUAUUUCUGUGUAUAAGAUUGCGGCAACCAUGUUUUUCAUUACAAGUAUCAAUAUUUAUCGUACACAUAACUUUCAAUGAGUAACAUGCGACAUUUCUUCUAUAGCCAAUUACAAUUUCACCUUUACAAAACAUUUAUUAUAAUUGCAAGUCAGUAAAUUAAAUGGAUGCGAAAUUUUCUAAGCAUAA
Molecule: messenger RNA, 1096 nt
Organism: Wasmannia auropunctata (little fire ant)
Lineage: Eukaryota; Metazoa; Arthropoda; Insecta; Hymenoptera; Formicidae
Exons: 3
Coding region: 457-924 (155 amino acids)
Source: RefSeq, a predicted model, not a curated record